ACACCGCCGUCGUCGUCGAUAACCUAACGAGCGGAAACCCUUCGCUACCUGCUCUUCAUUCUCUACGACACAGUAAUCAUGGCGGACGUAGUACAGUACAAGCUAGAGCGUAUGGUCAAUGAGCUCGACGACCUUGAGCGCCGUGGCUUGUUCUCGCGCCGUGAAAUUGCCGAAAUCGUCAAACAACGCCGGAAGUUUGAGUAUAGACUCAAACGUCCAAGUCCUCUGAAACAAGAUUACUUAGCGUAUAUCGAUUACGAGAAAUCUCUCGAAUCUCUCCGCCUCCUCCGUAAGAAAGCGAUGUUGCGUGAGCUCGAAAAGAAGAGUGAAGACGGGGAAGGCGUUGUAAAGAAGCCGAAGAUGAAGCAGUCUGUUUCUGACUUUUCUGGAAUUUCAAGGAUCGUUGAGAUUUAUCGGUUGGCCACGAAUAGGUUUAAAGGAGACAUUGAGCUUUGGUUUCAGUAUCUCGAGUUUUGUAGGCAAAGAAGAAAUGGACAUAUGAAAAAGGUUCUGGCUCAGGUGAUUAGAUUUCACCCAAAAGUACCUGGAGUCUGGAUAUAUGCUGCUUCAUGGGAGUUUGAUCAUAACCUAAAUGCUGCAGCUGCUCGUGCACUUAUGCAAAGUGGUUUGAGAUGUUGCCCCUCAUCUGAAGCUCUAUGGGUGGAAUAUCUCAGAAUGGAGCUCACAUAUCUUAAUAAGUUAAGUGCUCGUAGGUCUGCUCUUGGAGAAGAUGUUGCAACAUUGGUUACUGAUGGCCAUGAGCCUGAAGAUAAACAAUGGAGAGACGAAAACAAAGAGCUAUUUAUGCCAAUUGAUGGAGAAACUAAAGAUCAUAAAGAUUUAGAUGUACAAAAUGAGGAACUGAAACAGAAAAUCAAUGUCUUUCGGGAACAAGGUUUGAACAUCCUUCAAACUGUUUACAAAUGUGCAGUGGACGCACUACCUUCCAGUUUUACCAUGAGAACACAAUUUCUUGAGAUACUAGAGGCAACACAUUUGGCAAAUCCAGAAACUAUGAAAAAUGAGAUACUUUCUGACAUGAAAAAUCAAUUUUCAAAAGAAACAGGAUACUGGGAUUGGCUUGCAAAGUAUGAAGCAGCAGGCCAUAAUAGUACACAAGAUGUAAAGAGAGAUCAUUUACACAAUGCAAUUCAGGUUUAUGAUGAAGCUUUAAAGAUUGUACCAUCAUCAACAAUGUUCGAUCUCUACAUCAAAUUCUUGAUGGACACAAUUGUUCAUCAAAGUUCUUGGGUUUCCGAUAUAGAUCUUGUUUCACAUGUUCUAAAGGUCUAUGAAAAGGCUCAAAGUAUGGGGUGCAUUACAGAAGAUCUUGCAUGCCAAAAUGUAUCUUUUCUAUUAGAACUUGGAAGAUUAGAUGAUGCUAGAAACUUAGCAGAAAAACUUUGCAAUGGAGAGCUUUCAAAAGCAGCCAGUUUAUGGGAUUUACGCCUCUCAAUAGAAAUGAAACGUAUAAAUACUCCAACAAAAGAUGAUUUAUCAUCUGUGUUUAAUCUCCUGCAAAACCCUCUUAGGAAAAUUGCUGUUUCACAAGCUGAGAGCCUCUGGCUUAUGGGGUUGAAAUAUUUUGCAAAUCAAAAGCAAUAUUUUGAUAAGCUGGUGGAUAUUUCUGUAAGUUGUUUGACCAGAGAUGGUGGUAGUGAUGAUGGUUUCUCCCUCUCUUCCACAAUUGUAAACUUUAUUCUACAAAAAAAUGGAAUUCAGAGUGCAAGAGACAUGUACAAAAGGUUUCUUGCAUUACCUCGCCCUGGUCUUGUUUUUUAUAAAAAUUGCAUUGAAAUGGAAAUGAACAUUGCAUCUGCUGCUUCAAAGGCUAAUCUUGUAGAAACCCGAAAAUUAUAUGAAGCUGCACUUUCAACGUAUGAUCAAGAUGCGAGUUUGUGGCAAGAUUAUCACUCUAUGGAGUCCAAGAUGGGGACAUCAGAAAGUGCUGCUGCAGUACAUUGGCGUGCAAGAAGGACACUUAAAGGCAAUGCUACAUUAUUAAGUUGAAGAAAUUAUGGAUGAGAGGUUUAGAUUUUGUUGACCACUCGCAAUUUUGACUUUGUUAAAAGGGUUGUAGUCUUGAGAAUUGUAACAAUUGUUUUAUUGAACAAUCUACAUGAUAAUCAAAUUAUGUUGGUUUUGUUUUGAUUA
Lactuca sativa (garden lettuce) is the source of this 2154-nucleotide messenger RNA. RefSeq names its product U3 small nucleolar RNA-associated-like protein. The record is from RefSeq and is a predicted model, not a curated record. Gene Ontology annotation, cellular component: Pwp2p-containing subcomplex of 90S preribosome; small-subunit processome. NCBI's taxonomy places the organism in Eukaryota, Viridiplantae, Streptophyta, Magnoliopsida, Asterales, Asteraceae. Gene Ontology annotation, biological process: maturation of SSU-rRNA from tricistronic rRNA transcript (SSU-rRNA, 5.8S rRNA, LSU-rRNA). Gene Ontology annotation, molecular function: protein binding; snoRNA binding.